This is a messenger RNA of Coccomyxa subellipsoidea C-169, 725 nucleotides long. RefSeq lists its product as hypothetical. The transcript has a single exon. The record is from RefSeq and is a predicted model, not a curated record. Bases 550 to 711 code for a protein of 53 amino acids. NCBI's taxonomy places the organism in Eukaryota, Viridiplantae, Chlorophyta, Trebouxiophyceae, Coccomyxaceae.
CAUUACUCAGAUUUUAUUCAUUCAAAGCUGUACAAACAUAUCAUGCAACCUGGUUGCAGCUGCCUCUUCUUUUGCCCAUGACUGAAUAUCUUCCCUGCCCGCAUGCAUGCUACUACGCAGCGCUGCGCUUACUAAGCGCAGUAGCUAAGAUCUUAAGGUUUAGACAAAGACAGGAUGCCGUCAGUGACUCGGUACAAGCUGUUGAGCACAGCUGACUCCACGGUCAAAGGAUUGCAUAGUCCUGGCAUUAUAAAUCCAGCAUCAUUGCAGGAAACAUCAGGAGCUAAGCAGCGGCUAAGCUGCUCACUCGUUAAGUUCUUUCGUAGGCAACACAAUUAAGGGCAGAGCAGCCGACUUCAUUGCAGCAAUAUAUUGCUGUACAGAUUGAAGUCAGGUCGAAACCAGCUAAGCUGCCCCAGAACUCGUGGGCAUCACAACCGCGGGCACAGCGCCCGAGGCAGGCAGCUGUGGCGAUACAUUGAUGCUUCGCAGCGACCCCUGCUGCAUGUGCUGUGGCGAGGGCUGCCGUUGAUGUGGCGUUAAGCUGGCAUGCAUUUGCUGCUGAUGUGGCGACGGCUGGCGCUGAUGUGGCAGCCCGAACGGCUGCUGCGGCACCCAGUGACUGACUGCCGGGUCCAUGGACAGAAAUUGCGCCAGCGGGAAGGAAGCAGCCGGGAGCUUCUCGAAAGCUUCCUGCAGCGCCUGAGCUGAUGCCUGCCCAGAGC